Notothenia coriiceps (black rockcod) is the source of this 563-nucleotide messenger RNA. Its product is annotated as CUB and sushi domain-containing protein 1-like. Gene Ontology annotation, molecular function: serine-type endopeptidase activity. The record is from RefSeq and is a predicted model, not a curated record. The transcript has 4 exons. The annotation marks the transcript as partial. Lineage: Eukaryota; Metazoa; Chordata; Actinopteri; Perciformes; Nototheniidae.
UCCUGCCCAGCCAUACAUGUGGCACCCCGGGCGUCAUCCCCAAUGGAGUCAUUCAUGGCUCGCGGUACAACAUGGGGGACAAGAUCCGAUACAGCUGUGAGUCAGGUUUUGUAUUGGAAGGACACAGUAUCCUCACCUGUAUUGUAUCACCUGGCAGUGGAGCACAGUGGGACUUCCCUUCACCAUUUUGUAGAGCGGAGGGAGCGUGUGGCGGCACGUUACGAGGCACCGCAGGUUCCAUAACCAGUCCUGGGUUCCCUGCCGAGUAUGACAACAACCUGGACUGUACGUGGUCCAUCCUCUCCGAGCCCGGGGAUACUAUAGCGCUGGUCUUUAAUGACUUCUUAUUAGAGGACAAAUAUGACUUCCUGGAAAUCAGCGGGACAGAGGCACCAAGCAUAUGGCUGACUGGUACAACCCUGCCAUCACCAGUGAUCUCGAAUAAGAACUGGCUUCGGAUACAUUUCACCUCAGAUAGCAACCAUCGAAGGAAAGGAUUCAGCGCACAAUACCAAGGAACAAACCAGAUCAUGCAGAUGGAUGAGAAAAGCAGGAGGGAAUGA